Pieris brassicae (large cabbage white) is the source of this 1319-nucleotide messenger RNA. RefSeq names its product acetyl-CoA acetyltransferase A, mitochondrial-like. Gene Ontology annotation, molecular function: acetyl-CoA C-acetyltransferase activity. The transcript is spliced from 2 exons. Gene Ontology annotation, biological process: fatty acid beta-oxidation. The record is from RefSeq and is a predicted model, not a curated record. The coding region runs from base 1 to 1182 and encodes 393 amino acids. Lineage: Eukaryota; Metazoa; Arthropoda; Insecta; Lepidoptera; Pieridae.
AUGUCGAAAAUUGGUCUUAGCGAGGCGGUAAUAGUGUCGGCAGUCCGUACUCCGAUCGGAUGUUUUCAAGGCAGAUUGUCCACUCUCACCGCCACCGAACUAGGCGGUAUAGCCAUUAAGGGCGCCGUUGAUCGGGCCCACAUAUCACCCGAAGAAGUCCAAGAGGUUUUCAUAGGCAACGUGUGCUCAGCGUAUUUGAGACAAGCGCCAGCUCGUCAGACUGCAGUUAACGGCGGUCUACCUGCAAGCACAGUUUGCACCACAAUUAAUAAAGUAUGCUCAUCGGGUCUCAAAGCCGUGACAUUGGCUGCGCAAGCGCUACAGACUAGGACACACGAUGUGGUCCUAGCCGGAGGUAUCGAAUCCAUGUCGAAUGUACCGUUCUAUUUGCGGCGCGGUGACACCCCGUACGGCGGACUGCAUCUUGUGGAUGGCAUCCUUCACGACGGCCUGACUGAUGUCGAGCAUAAUAUACAUAUGGGAGACUGCGGCGAAUACGUCGCCAACAAGUUUAAAAUCCCGAGGUGCGAGCAGGACGACCACGCCAUUGAAACUUACAGAAGGACUAUCGCUGCUUACGAGGAUAACGUUUUCGCGGAGCAAAUUAUCCCUGUCACGGUGCCGCAAAGAAAGGGAACGCCAAUUAUCGUGGCAGAGGAUGAUGAAUAUAAGAGGUUCAAUUUCGAGACAUUUACAAAACUGCAACCGGCAUUUCAGAAACGAGGCACGAUAACUGCUGGAAACUCGGCUGGUCUCAGCGAUGGAGGGGCUGCUGUGCUGAUGAUGACCUCAGAAGCUGCCGACAGACUAAAAGUGAAGCCGCUGGCCAGAGUAGUGGGGUACGCGGAUGCCGAGAGGGAACCUAUCGAGUUUCCUAUUGCACCGGCUGAUGCUGUCACUAAACUACUAGAGAAAACCGGCGUUUCAAAGGAGAGUGUAUCCCUGUGGGAGAUAAAUGAGCCGUUCAGCAUUGUGGGGAUCGCUAACCGGCGUAUAUUGGGUUUAGAGACUAGCAAUGUCAACGUGCACGGCAGUGCAGUGAGCCUUGGUCACCCACUGGGCAUGUCUGGUACACGACUCGUAGCACAUCUCAGCCAUGUACUGCGUUGUGGACAGCUGGGCGUGGCUACCACGUGUAACGGCGGUGGGGGGGCCACUGCCCUCAUGAUAGAGAAGAUAUAGAUACCGCAAACCAAUAGAGUGAAAUUUCCAAUAUUGUUUUAUUACAACAUUUUCGGAUAAAUUCAAUACUAAUGAGUCUGGUUUUUAAAUUACUUUAAUAGUUUUGUGAUAAAGGAGUAAUAAAUAACAGAAAUUAA